Molecule: messenger RNA, 532 nt
Organism: Rubroshorea leprosula
Lineage: Eukaryota; Viridiplantae; Streptophyta; Magnoliopsida; Malvales; Dipterocarpaceae
Source: the annotation of a GenBank genome assembly
AAAACCCCUAAUUCUAAAUCCAAUCAAUUUAAUCCCUAAAACUUUAAAAUAAAGUACUCUAAUUUCUAAUCUACUCACUAAAGUAUAUGAGGUGUUACACCAUAUCCACCUUCAAGGCAUCAAUGGGUACUAUACUUUGGGUCCAUGUCUUAAAGGAAGGUGGGCAAGGAGCCGAGGAUGUGAUUACAAAUGGCAAUAGCCAAAGUGGGGAAAAACAACACAAGCUCAAGGUAACAACACCUCUAUAUAUUUUUAAAAGAAACAUUAAAUAUGUUUGAACAUGUAUAUAUGAGUGUAAACCUAAUAUAUCUAAACCAAUGUUUUACCAAGUGUCCAAUUUUUUUAUUUUUUCCUCUUUCUUUAAUUUUAGAAAUUUUCAAAGCACUUGAAUCAAGAGAUAAUGCGUUAGAAUAUCUUUAGAAAGUGCAUCAAAAGUGUGUUUUAUUGCAAAUGAAUUUGGUUUGAUACUUGCUCCAAUGUCUUUACUUUACUUUGUUAACUAUUACUUUAUGAAGAAAAAUUAUAUUUUUAA